GGAAAGCCUGUGCUGUAAGCCUUUCCGGUUGAAACCCUAUUGAACAUCUUGCGCCUCCAAUCUGUGCCAUGAAUCUUCAUUGGAGAAAGGCUUAUAGUAAAGUCUUAGGCCCCGAUGGAUCUCAAGUCUGGCGGAUUAUAUUAACGGAGUGAGAAUCGAAUCGAACGGUCUUAGUUUUCUCAGUCGACGGAAGCCGGGUUCUGGUUUGGAUAUGACUGGCGUAUAUACGCAUCCGAAAAAACAGCAAUAUAAGCAAUGAAAAUGCUCAUCGGAUCCGUCGAUGCGAUUCGUUCUUGCGAUAUAUGGGUUACCAGACAGCGUUGCAAAAGACCGCCGUAUUAACUGCACUUGGACCCGUUUUGGAUCUGCAGUGAUUACGCUUGAGGUUGCAGCAAAUCAGACUUAAUAUCCCAGUAUUUCAUCUGAGUUUUCCGAAGAUGUAGCCAAAAACUACUAAUUCGUUCACCGUAUUUUGCCAUAUGUUUUGGACUGUCAAGGACUCUCUCCAGUCUCGAUUGUGUGUAUUUGUGGCAUCGCUGGGAGUAGUCACUUGAUGGAUAAUGUGUUCAUCCCGGUAGCAAAUGUCCUCUUAAAUUAUGCUGCUAUGCAUCACCAGUUGCUUGAUUUGUGUUAACGGACCUUACGUUUUUAUUAACAUUUCGAACGAAAUCUCACCGGCAUUUUUCCCGUGAUCCAGUGCACAAAGUUGGUGCUGUUGCUUAAUUAAAGCACAAAAAUCACAUUCGCUUUUACACUACCGAUAUGCGCUUUACCGCAACUUAUUGCGAGAGAAUUUCGAUGUUAUUGUUGCACUGAUUGACUGUUUUGGAAUUUAUCUGAAAAGGUUUUGAGAAAUCUUUUUUCCCUCUGGUUUGCUUUAAAAUUGCGUUAAUUUGCAACAUUCGUGCAAUACACGGGACCAGGGACACAUUACGGAAACCGGAAGUCUGGAGCAAUGGUGUGGUGUUGUGGACUUCGCUCCCCGAAAUGGAUCAGAUAUAUAAUUCCAAUUUUUAUACUUCUCUUGGAUUCAGUUUGCUGCAGCCAGGAUGCAAAGCGUUUAUACGAUGACCUGAUGAAGGAUUACAAUAAACUGAUUAGACCGGUUCGCAGUAAUACGGGCACCCUAAAUGUUUCCCUGGGACUGAAGCUGACGCAGCUCAUUGACGUGGAUGAAGUGAAUCAGGUCAUUACAACAAAUGUUUGGGUGCGCCAGGAGUGGAAUGAUUACAAGCUGAGCUGGGAUCCAAAAGAAUAUGGAAACAUUACUGUUUUGUACAUUCCCAGUGAAUACAUGUGGCUGCCCGAUAUCGUCUUGUAUAACAACGCUGACGGUAACUACGAAGUCACACUGAUGACAAAAGUCGAAGUGCGCUCCAAUGGUGAUGUACGAUGGGAGCCGCCCGCGAUAUACAAAAGUUACUGCCUGAUAAAUGUGGAAUUUUUUCCUUAUGAUGAGCAAAAAUGCAAAAUGAAAUUUGGAAGCUGGACAUACGAUGGGUGGGCGGUGGAUCUGAAGCCUAUACGAGGAUAUCACAAUGAUAGUGUCGACAUCGCUAUUGGAAUGGAUCUGUCGGAAUACUAUCCAAGCAUCGAAUGGGACAUUAUUGCGGUGCCAGCAAGACGGCACACCAUCUAUUACCCGUGCUGCACGGAGCCGUAUCCGGAUAUCACCUUCACCAUCAUUAUCCGCCGGAAAACGCUAUUUUUCACCGUUAACUUGAUCAGCCCGUGUGUUGCCAUUUCAUUCCUGACGAUUUUAGUAUUUUACUUACCGAGUGACAGUGGCGAAAAGGUUACCCUGUGUAUUUCUAUUUUGCUUUCCUUGACUGUGUUUUUCCUCCUUCUCGCAGAGAUUAUUCCUCCUACAUCACUGGUGAUUCCUUUAAUUGGAAAAUACUUACUCUUCACAAUGAUAUUGGUCACUUUAAGCAUCGUUGUCACGAUAACAGUUCUGAACGUUCAUUUUCGCAACCCGGCAACACAUCGCAUGCCGCGCUGGGUACGAAAAGUGUUCAUCCAGUUUUUGCCGCGUGUUUUGUUGAUGCGGCGGCCGACACACCGGAAAGAAGAGGAUCUGAUGGGGCCCCAGCGAUUUAAUUGUAAUGACGACCACGCGCGGCGCCGGCAUUCGCCGUAUAACCACCAAGCGCAGCCGCAUCUGAGCUAUUCUGCCGUAAUGACCCAGGAAGAUCUGCUGUCUACUCCCGAUCUUGAUCAUCUGCGCAGAAGACCUUAUUCUUCGGAUGUCCAAAGAGCGAUUGAUGGGAUCCGCUUCAUCGCCGAUCACAUCCGCGAAACGGAUGCUUUUGGAAAUACGGUUCAAGAUUGGAAGUACGUGGCGAUGGUGCUGGAUCGAUUAUUUUUAUGGAUAUUUAGCAUUGCUUGUGUUGUGGGAACUUUGGUCAUUAUACUGCGAGCGCCUAGUUUAUAUGAUACAAAGGAGCCGAUACCAAAAAAGAAUUGCUAUAAUGUUAUUCCAGGAAGCGACGAAAGCAUGAAAUGCUUAUUUGAGGCGAAAGAUUCAGCAGCAUUGCUCGAUUUGCAUUCAUAAUGAUGUAAAAGGCAAUUCGGAUUUAACCUUUUACCAAGAGCACCAAUUCCGGACAAACCGAUUCAUGCCGUUUAAUAAAGCCACACUUUGCAUGCAUAUUUGUUCAAUGCAUAUGUAUAUCCCACCUCAAACGGGCCAACUUGUACAGACCAGCUGAAAAGCGAGCUGCGAAUGCGCAUGGCAAUAAAAACAGAUGAAUAUAUUUUUUCUGGAACAUCUAUAUCUUUCGCUUGUCCAGAGCUUCUCUGUAAUCAAAUAACAUGGGGGCAUCCAAGAGUAUUCCAAGUGUGCCAAUAACGCAGGAUAACGUAAAAAUCCAUAAAAACAAUCGAUCUGGAAAUUCAA
Molecule: messenger RNA, 2899 nt
Organism: Paramacrobiotus metropolitanus
Lineage: Eukaryota; Metazoa; Tardigrada; Eutardigrada; Parachela; Macrobiotidae
Product: acetylcholine receptor subunit alpha-type unc-63-like
Exons: 18
Coding region: 956-2554 (532 amino acids)
Biological process (GO): chemical synaptic transmission; monoatomic ion transmembrane transport; regulation of membrane potential
Cellular component (GO): postsynaptic membrane; neuron projection; synapse
Molecular function (GO): acetylcholine-gated monoatomic cation-selective channel activity; transmembrane signaling receptor activity
Source: RefSeq, a predicted model, not a curated record